AUGCUCCCCCGACCCCUCCUCCUACCCAUCCGGCGCACGCUAUCCGCCCUACGCACUCCCACCCGCCCACUGCACACGACCAGCACACGGCCAACAAUCUCUCCGCACACAAACAGCCUCGUCUCGCCACUCACAGGGCUGCGCAUAACGCCCACCGCCACACCCACAUUCGCACUAGCGCAGCAGCAGCAGACGCGCGGCAUGAAAGUGCGCAGCUCCGUCAAGAAGCUGUGUGACGGGUGCAAGAGCGUGCGUAGGAAGAAGGGGCGCUAUGUGUACAUCAUCUGCUCGAAGAAUCCGAAGCAUAAGCAGAGGCAGGGAUAG
Ascochyta rabiei is the source of this 324-nucleotide messenger RNA. RefSeq lists its product as uncharacterized. Gene Ontology annotation, molecular function: structural constituent of ribosome. Gene Ontology annotation, biological process: translation. The transcript is spliced from 2 exons. The coding region runs from base 1 to 324 and encodes 107 amino acids. NCBI's taxonomy places the organism in Eukaryota, Fungi, Ascomycota, Dothideomycetes, Pleosporales, Didymellaceae. The record is from RefSeq and is a predicted model, not a curated record. Gene Ontology annotation, cellular component: ribosome.